Molecule: messenger RNA, 624 nt
Organism: Cydia fagiglandana
Lineage: Eukaryota; Metazoa; Arthropoda; Insecta; Lepidoptera; Tortricidae
Exons: 1
Coding region: 37-624 (195 amino acids)
Source: RefSeq, a predicted model, not a curated record
GUUCUUUAUUUACACAGCUUUGUAAUUUCAGGUACAAUGAGUUUAAGAGACGCCAUCAUCAUCACAGUAUUUCUAUCGCAAUCCGUAUGCGAAGCUGGAGGAAAGGGUCUCGGCUUGACCCUCCUCCAAGGCCUCUUAUCCUCCAAUCCUCAGCUUUCAAAAAUGCUGUCUAACAAAAUAAUACAGCAGUCCAGUUUACAACGACCUUACUACAAUGCACCAAUCCUCAAUGCACAGACUACAGUUCCAGUAAUUCCCGCUUCGUCCCAAUAUGUUCCUGUUUUGCAGAAUUAUCAGAAAAGUCAGUUCAGCCAAGCGAAGGUCGAGUAUCCAGCUCAAUAUAUAUAUCAGAACGUGCAGAAAGAACCUCAAAAAGAAGUGAAAUAUGUGCAGUCUCAGCAGUACCCAGUGUCGUAUUCCACAGUUCAACAGACGACGGAAAUGUGUCCAUCGAAACCUAACCCUUUUGUGUCGCCAGCUCCAAUGGUUAACCCUUUCCUGCCAGCAGCGUCUCCUAUAUCAGCCCUCUGCCCCCCCACUUCAAGCAUACUGCCUCCAGCUAAUCCAGCUCUAGCUAGAAGCCAGUUUUUGAGAAAGAUCCCCAUUCCUCCGCCUUACAUAUAA